AUGCCCUCCUCACCAGAUACCGAGGUGCAGGAGCUUCUCAGUGACGUCGUUUGUGAGCAUCGAGUCCUAUGUUUUCAUGAUGCACGCCGGGGAAUGUGGGCUUUCAGUCGCGAGCACCUUUGGAUGACCAUGAAGAACCCGGGAGCCCACCACAAUCAUCAGGAGGUCCUUGAGGUGAAGGACUUCCGCUUGACAUCUGCGACUGUCUUGUCCCGAGACCAGGCUGCUGCUCAAAUUUUCCAAGGCAACCUCGAUGUAGUGAAGUUGAUAGAACGAAAAGCUGAAGCUUUGGUGGAUAGAUGGCUGGCAUGGUUCCGGAGUGAGACCACUGACCUGGCGGCCUGGGAUGGAAGUGUCAGUGUGGACAUGUGA
Messenger RNA from Symbiodinium pilosum, 372 nucleotides. The record is from the annotation of a GenBank genome assembly. NCBI's taxonomy places the organism in Eukaryota, Dinophyceae, Suessiales, Symbiodiniaceae.